ACACAUUUUUGUCGGCGUCAGCACCUGUCCAUUGUCAUUUAUCGCCACCCGUAAAAUCCUCCUCUUUUUAAAUUACAAAAAGCAGAGACCCAAAUUCCAAAAUCUCCUUCCUUUCCUUCAUAACCAUUUUUCACUCCCACUCACCCUCAGUCACUGUUAGUGUGAGAAUUCACAAAAUAUGGGAGCUUAUUGCAACGGAGACGUCUCUUUGCAUCCCGUCAAUGGACUUCCCCCUUCUCACAAUCUCCGAUUACUCAAGCAAGUUCACGACAAUGUCCACGGUUACAUCUACAUCGAUCCCCUUUGUUUGAAAUUUAUGGAUACUGAGCAGUUUCAGAGGCUUCGGGAGCUCAAGCAACUAGGUGCAACCCACAUGGUUUAUCCUGGGGCUGUGCAUUCCAGGUUUGAGCAUUCUCUUGGUGUAUAUUGGCUUGCUGGUGAGGCUGUGGAAAGGCUGAAAACUUACCAGGGAUUGGAGCUAGGUAUUGAUCAUUUUGAUGUUCAGACAGUGAGGCUUGCAGGGCUUCUGCAUGAUGUGGGCCAUGGUCCUUUCAGUCACUUGUUUGAACGCGAGUUUCUCCCCAGGGUUAUAAAUGGUGCAAAAUGGUCUCAUGAACAAAUGUCUGCAAAAAUGGUUGACCAUAUUGUUGACGAACACCAUAUUGAUGUAGACUCUGAAAUGAUGAGAAGAGUUAAGGAGAUGAUAUUAGCUGGCUCAGAAUUUACACAAAGAAAAGACUCAAAGGAGAAGCGCUUCCUGUAUGAUAUUGUUGCAAAUGGUCGAAAUGGAAUCGAUGUGGACAAGUUUGAUUACAUUGUCCGUGAUUGCCGAGCUUGUGGUCUAGGAUGCAGUUUUGAGUUUCCGAGGUUAAUGGAGACAAUGCAAGUUAUGGAUGAUGAGAUUUGCUAUCGCGCCAAGGAUUGUUGGUGUCUUCUGUCUUCUACACAAAAACAUUUAGUUUUGAUCUUGAUUAUCCUUUGCUUAAUACUGGUUAUUUUGCUAGAUCUUACCAUUCACAAGUUGUUUGCCACCCGUGCUGAUCUUUAUCGCACAGUUUAUACUCAUCCAAAAGUAAAGGCAAUAGAACUUAUGAUAGUUGAUGCCUUGUUGAAAGCAAAUGAUUAUCUGCAAUUUUCAUCUUACAUUCAAGAUCCUGCAGAAUAUUGGAAGCUAGAUGACACGAUAAUCAAAACUAUCGAGACGGCUCCUGAUGAACAACUGAGGGAAUCUAGGGAGUUGAUCCUGCGGAUACGCAGGAGAAAUUUGUACCAGUUCUGCAAUGAGUAUGCAGUUCCUAGGGACAAAGUAGAAAAUUUCAAAGAUGUCACUGCACAGGAUAUCGUUUGUUCUCAGAAAAAUGGUGGUGUACUUCUGAAGGAAGAUGAUAUUGCAGUAAGCAAUGUUAGGAUUGAUUUGACUCGUGGAAAGCAUAAUCCGCUUGAAAGCAUCAAUUUUUUCAAGGAUUAUGAAAGUGAGGAGAAAUUUUCCAUACCUGAUGAUCGUAUAAGUCACUUGUUACCUACAUGUUAUCAAGAUAUGAUAGUGAGGGUCUACUCAAAAAAGCCUGAACUGGUAGCAGCAGUCUCUGAGGCUUUUGAAAAUUUCCAGUUGAGGACAUAUGGGAUUAAGGCACAAGUGCAUGCAACUCCAGAGAAGAAGAAACGCCGAACAUGAGUUCUGACGCUCUAGAGCUGGUGCAUACCAUGUGGAUAUUUGUAGUUGCCGAUCUUGCCGUUGCCAUAUACGCUCAUUGCUAGUGGAGUUGCUUCUCAUCACACAACCUGAAUAGUUCUAUACGUUGUUUGAUUAUAUGAUACUUAGUGGCCUUGGAAAUUUUGGAUUUGUUUUCCACGCCGGGCUAGAUGUCAAUAUCCUAUAGUUCUUAUUUUCAGCUUUGUAUUUGUAUUUCUGUUUAGAUUUCAAGGCUUAUAUGAUAUUCGAUGACAUUGGUGAGACAUCAUCCAUUUCAACAGUAGAAUGGAUUGGUCCGUCUCUAUCAUUCAACACC
This is a messenger RNA of Manihot esculenta (cassava), 2009 nucleotides long. RefSeq names its product deoxynucleoside triphosphate triphosphohydrolase SAMHD1 homolog. Lineage: Eukaryota; Viridiplantae; Streptophyta; Magnoliopsida; Malpighiales; Euphorbiaceae. The coding region runs from base 179 to 1675 and encodes 498 amino acids. Gene Ontology annotation, cellular component: nucleus. Gene Ontology annotation, biological process: dGTP catabolic process. The record is from RefSeq and is a predicted model, not a curated record. The transcript has 19 exons. Gene Ontology annotation, molecular function: dGTPase activity.